UGAAAACCUCACUUGGAUCUGCGGACACAGAUGUCAUGUGAAAACCCGCAUGCUCUCUUUUUAGUACUGUUGAUCGUUAUUAUCAAACAUUAACUCCGCUCGUCGCCCUCUGGAAUGCCUUUUUUACAAUAAAAAAAAACUCCUGACUCCUAGGUGCUUACAAAACUAAACUUUUACUAAGGAUCCUGUUUUAAAUGUUUAUGUUCGUAUCUUCAUGACUGCAUUCAGAAGCGAGUCGCCACCACCAUGCGAGCCCAAAUUGAAGUUAUACCAUGCAAAAUCUGUGGAGACAAGUCAUCUGGAAUCCACUACGGGGUCAUUACAUGUGAAGGCUGCAAGGGAUUCUUCCGAAGGAGCCAGCAGAAUAAUGCUUCAUAUUCCUGCCCUCGUCAGAGAAACUGCUUAAUCGACAGGACGAAUCGAAAUCGAUGCCAGCACUGCCGCCUGCAGAAGUGUCUCGCCCUGGGAAUGUCAAGAGAUGCGGUGAAGUUCGGGCGAAUGUCGAAGAAGCAGCGGGACAGCCUGUACGCGGAGGUGCAGAAGCACCAGCAGCGGCUGCAGGAGCAGCGGCAGCAGCAGAAUGGAGAGGCGGAGGCCCUCGCCCGCGUCUACACCAGCAGCAUCAGCACCGGCCUCAGCAACCUCAACACGGAGAUCGGCGGCACCUACGCCAACGGACACAUCAUCGACUUGCCCAAGGCGCAGGCCGGCACCGGCUUCUACAGCGUGGACUCCACACAGCCGUCCCCGGACCAGUCCGGCCUCGACAUGUCCGGGAUGAAGCAGAUCAAACAGGAGCCCAUUUACGACCUGACGCCUGUACCCAAUCUAUUUACGUACAGUUCGUACCCAGAUGGACAGCUGGCGCCUGGCGUCUCCAUGUCUGAGUUAGAUCGAAUCGCACAGAACAUCAUAAAGUCUCACCUGGAGACGUGUCAGUACACGGCGGAGGAGCUGCAGCAGCUGGCCUGGCAGACGCACACGUACGAGGAGGUCAAGCUGUAUCAGAGUAAGACGCGGGAUAUGCUCUGGCAGCAGUGCGCGAUCCAGAUCACUCACGCAAUACAGUACGUGGUGGAAUUUGCCAAACGCAUCACGGGCUUCAUGGAGCUCUGUCAAAACGACCAAAUCCUCCUUCUCAAAUCAGGUUGUCUGGAGGUGGUCCUGGUGAGGAUGUGCCGAGCAUUCAAUCCACUGAACAACACCGUGCUCUUUGAGGGAAAGUAUGGAGGCAUGCAGAUGUUCAAGGCUCUAGGGUGUGACGACCUCGUCAGUGCGGUCUUCGAGUUUGCCAAGAGCCUGUGCUCCCUGCAGCUGACGGAGGAGGAGAUAGCCCUGUUCUCUGCCGCGGUUCUCAUCUCCACAGAUCGGCCCUGGCUCAUCGAGCCACGAAAGGUGCAGAAACUCCAGGAGAAGAUCUACUUUGCCCUGCAACACGUCAUGCAGAAGAACCACCUGGACGAGGACGCCCUGGCAAAACUGAUUUCCAGAAUCCCCACACUGUCGGUGCUGUGCACGCUGCACACGGAGGAGCUGCAGGCGUUCCAGCAGUCGCAUCCUGAGACAGUGAACAUGCUCUUCCCGCCUCUCUACAAAGAGUUAUUCAACCCGGACUCUUCGUGUGGGACCAAGUGACUGUCUCGAGUUAGCUAGCGUGAGCGUGGAAGUGGAGUGAUGAGUGGGCCCGGCCAUCUGCGAGAAUUAGCCAGUGCUCACAGGAAAGCCACAAAACACAACAACAAAACAGCAACGACAAGCAAAACAUCUCAACUGGUACAAUGGGAAUGUCCAGCACUUCCAGUUUUAUUCACCGAUACAGUCUAAGAAUGUAAAUACGCACCUGCUAUGAGGAGCUUUCAAAAACUGACCAGAAAUGUACAGAUUUUAGAACAAUUUAAGUUGUCUUUUAAUUGGGUAAGUUUGUUUUUCUCUUCAGUUUUUUUAUGAUGUGAUAUUACCCGCUCAAGGGGAGGUGUUGAUUUUUUUUUUUUCACAUUCGAUUCAGAAAGAUACUGUAGAUAUAUUCCAGUGUAGUGUGAAUUUUCAGUAUUAAUUCUCAUUCUGUUUAUAAUUUAGUAAUAAUUUAAAAAAAUAUUAGCCUAAAAGGCUAAGAACUGUCUAUGUGUUUUUUAGUUUUUCAUGUACAGAAUUUGUAAAGUUGACUUUAAAAAAAUGUUGUUUAACGGGAACAUAUAAGUAGGUUGGGUACAUUUUAAAAAGCCUUGUCUGGAUUCUGUAGAUUUGUUCACUUUACAAGGGUAUUACAAUUAUUAUAGAACUGUAAUUUUUUUCUUAAAAUAACUAAUUUUCCACAUGAAAACGUAUUUUGUGAAAAAGGUCUGGCUGAACAAAGUCUGCUCUAUUGUCGGGCACUUUUUGUAGCUGCAAUAAUGUCGGUGUGUGCUGGACUGUUGUCGAACAAUCGCUGAGAGCCACUUGCAGGAAAAAGAACACAAAAUUUAUAUUGCACUCCAGUUGACGCUCAACGUUUACUGAAAGUUAUUACAAUGCUAAGUUGUGACAACACUUGAUCACACAAAUCCUGGAAACUUUUUGUGAACGAUGUAACUAUAACCUCUUAAUCUGUCAACAUUUUGCACACUUAGUCUGCAAAGACGUUCCGCCAGAGGCCGAUUGGGAAAAGGACUCUCGGAGAAGAGCAAUAAUUGUUUUUUUUUUUGUUUUUUUGGUUUUUUUGUGACUCAAAAUUAAGAGAGGAUCCUGAAGCAUGGUAGCUCUUAUUACUGGGCCUGUUUAAGCCGAAACAUGCCACAGGUACAAAACAGCAAAAUGAAGUAUAUGUAUAAAAUAAUGCAAACGGUGUAAUCCAGCAUUUAAAUAGUUUUCAUUUGUUUUUGCUCCUAAUUAAUUAUAGAGGAGCAAUUCUCGUUUAAGAAAGAUAAAACUGCCACAUUGUGUUUUAAUUGCUUUUUAUGUGUUAUAGCAAACCAUAAUUACCACAAAAAUCACAUAGUUAAGAUCCAGUUUUCUAUUUAUUUUUCAUCUUUCCAGACUGAGGCCAGAUAGGGGAUUUGCAGCAUAAAGGCCAUGAAAUACUUGAAAAGAGUGCUUGUUUUUCGGUCUACAGUUAUUGGGAUUAUUAUUUAUAUCAUUAUUAUUUCUCAUUCCCAUAUGCAUUUCUACAAACAAGACAUGCUAUUUGUUUCAUUAAAGCUGGGUUUGCCAAGAGUUUUCAUAUUAAAUUAAUUUUUUAAUUACCCGAUUGUACAGGAAGUCUGCAUGAUGACCAGGGGAUGUAGAGGUCAUGUGAUGAAUCUCAUUGGUUCCCCUGUGCCACACCUGCAAAAUUUGCCCAUAGGGCUGCCAUCUGUUCAGUGACCUUAUAAACAGGCUUGUGGACAUUUUUAAAUUCCACUAACAUUCUUAAGCAAAUGUAUGCUUAAAAACUCAUCCACACAGAGAUUUAAUGUUAUGGUGUGUGCCAUCAACCAAUGGGUCCAUUUAAAUGAAGCUUGUUUCUAUAUGCAAUCAAUAACAGGAUAAAUUUCAAAUGUUUUUCCAGAAGAAUUUUUACUUUAUUUGGUAAUAAUAAUAAUAGUAGUAAUAAUUGCUGAAUCCUUACUAGUUUUGACCUUAUGGAAACCAAAAAAAGUGUGGCAAUUGAGAUACUACAAUGAAAAUGACUUUAAAAUCCAUUUAAACUAUAUAUAAAGAAAUGUUAUUUAAAUUAGCUGAUAAUUCAAAUGAUCAUGUCAAAUCAAGUCAUGAUAUAUUGCAUUACGGUUCACUGCGGGAAUACAGAUGUCUGGAUGUAAGUGACCCAAAAAACGCCCAGAUGAUUUUUGUACGGCACCGUUUGUUCACAGUCUGCUGGUACUUUUCACACAGAGCCGUUCCCCCCUGCUUUGGUUUGCAGCGUCUCACAGACGGAAACCCAGGACCCUCACACAGCAAAGCACUUAGCCACGUUUUUUUUUUCUUCCUCAAACAGGGUAAAUGAAAUCAUUCCACUGGAACUUCUGCAGUUUACAGUUGCAAUACUUUAUUUGAACUUUGUAGUAACUGUGCUAGACAAUCAGUGUGUUUUAUUUAAUUUUUUUUUGUAGUAUUUAUAUGAAAUUAUCUUCAUGUUUGUCUGUUGUUUUUGCAUUAUGUAAUUAAAACAUAUUGUAUGGCCACUCAAAUAACUGCCUUUGGUUAGUAUACGUCCAAAUGUAUUUAUUUUUGACUUCUCAGGGCAUCUGUCGGUUGCUAACUUUUUCUAUUUUCAAGGCAGUUUAAGUCGGACAUUUAAUAAUAAUAAUUGAUCCCUAUGUGGAAAUUCACUUCACACCUCCCCCAACUUACUCUCUGUGGGUGAGAGCAAGCUGGUCAUGAAGGGCAGCCCCCCCAUGGCAGCACCCAGGGAGCUGGGGGUUAAGGGCCUUGCUCAAGGACCUGCAAAUGGCCAGAGGCUUGAACCAGCAACCUUCUGAUUACAGGCACAAAGGCUUAGCCCACUGAGCCAAAUGCUGCCCCCAACUGAAAGGGUACUCUGCUAAUAAUAAUACUGCUCCUUUUGGAAUAGUACUUUGCAAUUGGCUUUUGCUCCAAGAUGCAAUGUUUUAAACAAACUAAAAGAGGAAAAGCAUAAUGAUUAAUUUCAAAAUAGGUUAAGAUACUGCAUUAUGCCACUAGAUGGAACCAUCAUAAAGACAUUUUCACAAUUGUACGCAGAAACUGGAUGCAUUGUGCUUUAUGAUGCGGGAAAUUACCUAAUUUAUGCACUAUAUAUAAUAUAUAAUAUGCAUAAAAUAUAACAUAAUAUGAUCCAUAUAAUAGAGCAUAGAUUGUAAAAAUUUUAUUCAAUGGGUUAUUAUUCAAUCUGACCAGUGCAACUUACAGUAUGGGAGAGAAGGAAAAUAUUUAGAAUUUAAAAUGUUAAUUAAAUGUAUAUUUGCCAUAUUUAAAUAAAUUCAGAAAUAUGAAAAAAAAUAUCCAUAGAAUAUUCCGUAAGUGUAUUAAUAUUAUAGUUUUUUUUUUCAAAACUCCUCCUGAUGCUCAUUUGUUGAUAGAGCGCACUGUGGUAGAAUGAAAACCAGCCACUCUGAGGAUCCCUUUGUCUUUUAAAAGAGUGAUGAUGUGCUUCUUAAUUAUUCGUACUGUCCCGUCCAUUCCGACUGCAAGCCCUGUCGUUCCUGCUCUCAUGCCCAGAGCCCUCCUCUCGAAGAGCACCUCCGAAAGACAAUCACUUCCUGAUGCAGCCAUUGCUUGGUUGAUUUUUUUUCUCAGGGAAUCUGUAUUUCUCCGUGGAAGAGAACACAAAAUUGUGACCAUUUGGAAUUAUUUACCCACGGUGUUUAAAGUAGGAAAUACCCAGACAAGGCUUUCGUGUGUAUUUUUAUAUCGAUGACAAAAAAAAAAGGCUGAAUUUACUAUCUGAAACAACAGUACUGAUUAUGUGUGCUUGUUCAAAAGCAAAUGGCAAUAAUCAUUCCAAAUGAAACCCAUGCUUUUCUGUAAAUAGAUUUAUUUGCAUAAAUAUUUCUUUAAGCCGUUGUGGUGAUUGAUCAGAAUUUGUGUUGAAUAAUCCUUAUGCAUUGCAAAUUUAAGUUUCUCAUGUAGGUCUCGGAUUGCAUUGCUUCUUCAUACACAUUCAAAAGUUAAAUUAUUGAAAUAUAUAGAAAAAAUCAGCCAGCACCCUCCAUCCAAUGCACAAGAAGCAGUGAUUUCAGAUGAAAUCUUCUGAUUUCUGUUGCAACGAGGUUAUUUUUUCUGUGCGGUUCGUUUCUGAUGAGACUGUGAAGAGAGAGGGUCUGGGAGGAAGUUCAACACUGUUAAGUACUGUAGCAAUAAUUGUAAGCAUUUACUAUUGUCAUCUUAGCAUUGAAUGACUGUCUUAAUUUUGUUAUUAUACUAUGAUUGUUGUUGGUAUUGUAUUUUUUAUUUUUUUGGGGUUUUUAUGCAUGCUGUCCCAUAACAAUGAAAUGAUUGAUCUUUUGGAUUUUUUUUUCCAUACGAUGCAACGGGUGGGGUUAUGGUAAGGGGCUGGGAGAUUUCUUCUCUUUGAAUGUCCUGAAGUUGCAAUGAAUAUGUGCUGUGGUGAAUGCAUUAUGGUACACGUGCCUCUGUAGGAUUCCCAUCCACACUCUUCACAUUAUUGCGACUCUUCACUCUGAAGUCGGUAUUCUGUUUUGGGGAAGGACAGUCACCUCUCACGCUGGAGCUCAUGGGUGGCUCAAAGGUAGGGGUGGGGCAUCGAUGUCGUACUUCAAAAUCUACUUAUGCAGAAUGCAUGCGUGUAACUUUCACUUUUGUUAACUUAUUAAAUAGAAUGUUUCUGCCUCCCAGAACAUGUAGCAACUGUAACCAAAACUUCUUAACAGUACUUAGUGUACGUGUUUUUAAGAACAGAAUAAGGUCUUAAUAAAAGAAAAAACAAGAAAAUAAAAAUAAUUAUUUAAGUGCCAUAGCUAGGCUGAAUAAUUUGAACGGCAUCAUUGGAUAGAUGCAUUACCAUGUUAGUUAACUGGACAAGCAAUCAGAAGGGGAAUUCAUAAGCAAAUGUAAUUCAUUUGUUUUGUUUUAUUUUUACCUGUGAACUUUGACCCAGCUGUAAAGGAGAUGUUACGAACCUAGUCCCUGUAUCAGCAAACAGUCUAGGUCUCUUUAAUAGGCCUGCGUUUGUGAUGUGCAGCGUUUGUCUAAGUUCUUUAUUGAUACAGCCUCUAUAGUGUUUCUUCCUUCGAGUUGUAAAUAUCAAGCGAAGAUCUAAAUCGAUUUUGUUAAAUUCUAUAUAUUUUAAGCUUUUGUAGACGUCUUUCUGGGGAAAAAAAUAAAGGAAAUUUUAUUGAUGCAUUUCCUCAUUUUAUAAUGCAGAUAUUUCAUUUUUUGUUUUUCUACCACAACUGAUUGUAAUGCAUCUUUUCAAGCAUACUUUAAAAAAUACCUUUUAGUACUUUACCAACACAGUUUUACUCGCGCUUUCCUGACUUUCCAAAGAGAAUGGACUGAAUGAUCACUGAGCAAUUUUGCAUGCUUUAUGCAAUGGUCUGUCAUGUACAGCUGGAAGUCACGCACAACACAGAUGAGUCUUUUCAGAGACAUGCCCAGCGGGCAGCUGUAUUUUUUUACAAUUACAUGCUCUGGGCAGAGCAAAACCCUUACUAAGAGAGGUCGUUUAUAAAGUCCACAUGUUCAAAGUGGCAUUCCUAUUAUGGGAUGGCUUGACUCUGUACCAUAUUGUUCACUGGGAAGGGCACCGCUGAGGUGAAUCAAAGGGGCAGGCUGGCUGCAUCACGCAAAGUUUGAUCCUUUGUAGAGGAAAAGGCAAAUUGACAAUUGCAAACAAGCCAGUGCUAAAUCCACACUCCACUUCUCUACGUCAUCCUCCAGCUGAUACAUGCAAAUACAAAUAUAAAACCAUUUUUAAGAAUGAAAACAAAACAACAGAAUAUUUAAAACUUAAAACAAGAAUUAAGAAAGUAGAAUUUUAUGUAUAUGUGACCUACGUCUUAUUUUGAGAUAAGUACAUAAAAAUGCGUAAUUUAUACUGAAACUACAAAAAAAUCCUUAGCGAUCAUUCGAGAAUAAAGUCUUCAGUUUAAAGAGACUUCUUCUGUUCUUUUUGUAAUUCCCGAGUCAUUCUAAUAAAUUUGGCUUCAUGCUUAUUUCUCCUAAAAAAAUUGUGAUUUUCCUUCCUAAUGUACAAAAAAUAUUUUGGUAGCAAAUACUUUUUCUGUGUUAACAUCCCAGCAAGUGGUUCAAUUAAAAAAGAAAAGUGAAAGGUAAGAAUUUAUUGUUCGUAAUUGUAAAUACAAAAUUAUGUAAAGCAUCUACUGUUUUACAUUACAUUAGAAUGUAAAAUAAAGUUCUUAAAGAUGUAGUUCAAUGCUGUUAGAAUUCAUUUUAUAAUGUACAGAAUAUUCUGAAUGUUUGCUGUAUAUG
Molecule: messenger RNA, 7887 nt
Organism: Brienomyrus brachyistius
Lineage: Eukaryota; Metazoa; Chordata; Actinopteri; Osteoglossiformes; Mormyridae
Gene: rorb
Product: RAR-related orphan receptor B
Exons: 10
Coding region: 247-1635 (462 amino acids)
Biological process (GO): regulation of transcription by RNA polymerase II
Cellular component (GO): nucleus
Molecular function (GO): RNA polymerase II cis-regulatory region sequence-specific DNA binding; zinc ion binding; nuclear receptor activity
Source: RefSeq, a predicted model, not a curated record